Messenger RNA from Fundulus heteroclitus (mummichog), 667 nucleotides. It is a transcript of the gene cox7a2l, whose product is annotated as cytochrome c oxidase subunit 7A-related protein, mitochondrial. Bases 75 to 422 code for a protein of 115 amino acids. Lineage: Eukaryota; Metazoa; Chordata; Actinopteri; Cyprinodontiformes; Fundulidae. The transcript is spliced from 3 exons. Gene Ontology annotation, biological process: regulation of oxidative phosphorylation; mitochondrial respirasome assembly; mitochondrial electron transport, cytochrome c to oxygen. The record is from RefSeq and is a predicted model, not a curated record.
GCCGGAGACGUGAAGGUCCUUCACCGGUCGGUUUGUUGUGGAAGUGGCACCUUCCUCCGUCCUUCAGCAGGAAAAUGUACUACAAAUUCAGCGGUUUCACCCAGAAAUUGACGGGCACGGCUCCCACGGUGGCCUACAGCCCCCAGGGGCUGAAGCAAGGCUUGCCUGCAGAGUCUCCGACUAUGAUCUUCUCCACACCCACCAAGAUGGUGUCAGAAGCAGGGUCCACAGUGGAGUACCUGGGAGCGAACAAAGUCCCUGACCUCCAGAAGUUUUACCAGAAAUCAGACGGCGUCCCAGUCCAUCUAAAGCGAGGAUAUCCCGACCGACUACUGUACCGCACCACCAUGGCGCUCACAGUGGGAGGCGUGGUCUACUGCCUGGUGGCGCUCUACAUCGCAGCUCAGCCCAACAGGAAGUGACAGCCACCAGCCCGCCAUGUUCCUGUGUAACACCACUGACUUGUUGCUGCUGCAGCCAUCCAAACAUUCACAGCCUCGGUGGUCUCACUUCACCAGACCACCUCUUUGGGACCCCCGUUUAAAUGAGAAAUGUCCCCUCUGCACGCCGGUUGUCGACGGACAGGAGGAGCUUUAUCACCCUCAGGUGUAACUGCCAUCAAACAUAAGAAAAUCCAAUGAAUAUGGCUUCUAUAUAUAUAUAUAUA